UUUUUUUUUUUUUGCAUCUUAAUUUUAGACGCGUAAAAAAAUUAAAUAUUGUCUUUUUAAGAAAUGAUUUUUUCCAAGACAUCUGACGAUACAUUUUUACCUGAAGAGAAUGACAAAUUAAAAGCACAGAUUAAAGAGUUAAAGAGAAGAUUGGCGACUGCAGUAGAAAAAGAAAGAAGAUUAAAGCGUGAGCUAAUAGAGGAGGAUCUUUCAUAUGUAACAGUAUCUAGUUUAACAAAAUUAAUACAAGAUCCCACAAGAAUAGUAGAGUAUGAGCUGACACAGAUGCAAAAGGAGAUUUUUGACAAAAUGAUGACCACUGCAGAAGCUUGCUGUGUGCAUGAGAUGAUUAGCUAUCAUCGUCUUACAGGUCGCUCAGUAUUUAAAUUUAAAGGAAAACGCAAUUGUAUUAGACUUGAUACAUUUUAUAACAAGACAUAUAAAGAGCCAUAUUACAUCAUUUAUGAUAUAGAUCAAAAUGAUUCUGACAAUUUCUCAGUAACAAGAAGUAAUCCUCUUUUAAUUGAACAUCAUACUAUACCCCCUUUUAUUCAUUUGGAUAAUUUACAAGCUCAGUUUUUGCCACAUAAUUUUAAUACAUUUAUACGUAUUGUACAUGCCCAAAUUCAGGCUUAUGUGACAAAAAGAGAAAUAUUGAAAGAGAUAGAAAGCCUCAGUAGGUCUUAUCCCAUCAAAAUUCAAUUCCAAAGUGAGCCAUUACAUAAAGUAGAAAUAAAAUUACAAGUAGACAAGAUAGGCUUGGUUUAUGUGGACAUGUCAUUUGAAGACAAAAGUUCCUUAUAUCCCACAGAUGUGAAUAUUCGAAAAGCUACAAGUGAAGAGGAUAUGUUAACAAUUGAAGAAGAAAAGUUCUUUGUACAAUUACAGCAAGCUUUAAAGCAAAAGUCUAUGAAAAACGUUUUCCUUGAAAUAUUAAAUACAAAUAAUCAUGAAGAUCUUCAAGAAUAGCAUUAUCAAACGAUGAAAGAGGAAUUGCAUCCUAUAAGCCACGCUUUAUCAUAAAGAAAAAGAAAAUAGACUCUAUUUUUUGUAUUCAGUUUAUUUCUUUCGUUUGC
Messenger RNA from Cokeromyces recurvatus, 1076 nucleotides. RefSeq lists its product as uncharacterized. Lineage: Eukaryota; Fungi; Mucoromycota; Mucoromycetes; Mucorales; Mucoraceae. The record is from RefSeq and is a predicted model, not a curated record. The transcript is spliced from 7 exons. Gene Ontology annotation, cellular component: kinetochore; Mis6-Sim4 complex. The coding region runs from base 64 to 969 and encodes 301 amino acids.